Molecule: messenger RNA, 3146 nt
Organism: Hippoglossus stenolepis (Pacific halibut)
Lineage: Eukaryota; Metazoa; Chordata; Actinopteri; Pleuronectiformes; Pleuronectidae
Product: protocadherin Fat 4-like
Exons: 8
Coding region: 57-2705 (882 amino acids)
Molecular function (GO): calcium ion binding
Source: RefSeq, a predicted model, not a curated record
UCCACAGGCCAGGAUCUCUUUAAAGUGUAAACUUUAUUUGCUUUUUUCCAGGGGAAAUGUGUGAGCAGUUGAUAGACCACUGUAGAUCAACCCCCUGCGUUCAGGGCAACUGCAUCAAUUCACAGACAGGAUUCUCUUGUCAAUGUCCCUUUGGAGUCAGUGGAAUCCGCUGUGAGGAGCACAGCUACGGCUUCGAGGAUCUGUCCUUCAUGGAGUUUCCCUCAUUAGACCGCAGGACUAAUUUAAUCUCUCUAGAGUUUGCGACAGUGCAGAGUGACUCCCUGCUCCUCUACAACCCGGGAGGAUCCUCCAGCAGGGAGUUCUUUGCACUGGAGAUAGUAGAUGGCACCAUUCAUCUCUCCUAUGACCUGGGCUCAGGGCCCCUGAGACUGCACACACACAAGCAAGUGGCAGAUGGACAUUUUCACAGUGUCGCAGCCAGGAGGAUCGGAAAUAUGGGCUCUUUACACGUGGACAACUGCACAGAUGUCGACAACAAUGGGUUUUGUUUUUCCCAGAGUGAUGGCAUUAGCUCAGAGAGGACGUUAGACGUCGGCGGCAGUAAUGUGACAUUUGGAGGACUAAGGACUGUUGAAUUUAUUCUGCAACAUCCUGCUCAGAUAAAAACCCACGACUUUGUGGGAUGUAUUCGAAACAUUCGCGUUAACGGUUUCCUGCUCAGAGCUGCAAUGGCCCUCGCAACAUACAACAUUCUUGAUAAAUGUCCUCGAGCAGCGGUGUCACCAUGUCACAGUGACCCAUGUAAAAAUGGGGGGGUGUGCCACGAUCUCUGGUCGGACUAUCUCUGUGAGUGCAAGAGCCUGUUUAUUGGACGCAAAUGUGCCAAAGAAUCAUCAGAGGAAGUUGUAUUGCGAUUCACGGGGAAUGACUACAUGGAAUAUGUCAUCAAGGAGAAAUUCAAGAGAGACUUCCUGCUCAAACAGCUGCUGGAUGAUAAGAAAGAGGGAAACGACCAAAACCAAACAGGGAUUAACAUCAAGUUUAAGACCAGGAACAAUGGAGUGUUGAUGUCUGUUCUGGGACAGACGGGAUACAUCGUGCUAAAGAUUAGAGACAGGAGGCUCAUGUACCAAUCUGAAGACGCCGUGUCAGGACACCAGUCAGAUUUCACCGUGGACUCCCCGGUGGCCGACGGGGUCUGGCAUGUCGUGUCCUUGUUCGGCAAAGGACAGAUCCCGUUUCUCGCUCUGGAUGGAAAACCAGUCUGGAACAUCACUGACCAGAGUGUUGAUCUCAGUCCUGUUCGGGUGGAAAAGAUCGUUCUUGGUGCUGAUCUGUCACUUCAUUCAAAGCUCCAGCAGUCAGGGUUCACUGGGUGUGUGCAGUAUCUUAAUGUGAGCAGUCACACUCUGCCUGUCAGCGGACGCAGUGCGAUGGUGGACAUCUGGCCGAGCUGGACCCUCAUGCAGUCCAGCUGCAUCUCUCCCGGUGUCUGCCUCCCCUCCCCCUGCUCUGAGGAGGACACUUCCAGGAGGGGCUGUCUCUAUGGACAGUGUGAGAACCGGUGGAGGUGUGGACCGGCCGGGGAGAACAGCUCCUGCAUCUGUUUCCAUAAUGUCUCCGACCACGCCUGUGAUAUCUGCAUCUCUGCUCCAGACAGCCAGGAUCUGUGCUCUGCGGCGGGGGGCAGUGGCCCUCUGUGGCUCAUAGCUGUGAUUCUUCCCCUAACCUCCAUCCUGGUUGUUCUAGGAAUGAUUGUUGCCCUUCGUAGAAGGAGGUGGCACCAGGGUUCGAGUGAGUGCUUGGAGCAGAAGACAGAGCCAGGGACAGAAAAUGCUGCUUUUUGUUUUGACGACAACCGUCCACUCACAAAUGCUGCAUCUGCCGAAAGAGAGAGGCAGAAUGGCCCAGUGAGGGCUGAUCAGCAGAGUGUGGAGUUGUACUGUGAUGCCUGUCCUUCAAGUGUGCAGCCAGAGCCAAACAGUGAGCCGGAGUAUUAUGAAAUCGGCUGCAUCUCUAGUGCGUUUCACUCAGACACUGCCUCGCUCAGACUCAGCCGGCACAAGCAUCUGCACGGCACAAAAUGUGUGAGCGCUGAUCCUCAACGGUGCGGCGAUUUGAAGAUGUUGUCAGCAGGAUUUAAGAGAGAACCCUCUGGUGAAGAGAGGGACAAAAGUCCAAGGAAACCUCAAAACAUGGACACCCUAAACAAACUGUUACUCACUAGGAUUGAUGCAGAGCAGUCACAACAUUCACCUCCUUGUUACACGAAUAGGAUCCCACAACCCGAGCUCCCAGAACCUGUGCAGUGCCUCACUUUUGAGGAAAUUAGUAAACUAAAUGCUCCUCUUGAGCAGACGCUGUCAAAUCAGGUAUUCCCAAGUCGCACCCCGACGAUAGAUGUCUCAUCCGACAGUGACACAGACAGCACGUCCACCUUCUCAGAGUCGGGGUAUGGACAAGUUUCUGUCAUCGGCACCAGGAAAUAUGGACACGAGCAAUCAAACCUCUCAACACACAGCUGCAGACAACCUUUCCCUGUGAGCAAGUUCUUUAAACCCUCUGCUGCAGGUCAGCUUGAAGAUGAGAACGCUCCCUCCAGUAUGUUUGAGCACUGGGGAAAGGUUUUAAACAUGCAUCUACCUUAUAGCAGCUAUGUGCCUGUAUUUGAGGAUGUUGCACGUUUACCCUUGGAACCCAGUCAUAGUUAUGAUAUGCAAAGCGACAUAGAGGAAAUCAUUUGAUUGGUCAUUUUACAUGUGUUAGUUUUGUUUAUCAAAAUUUAAUAACAUAGAAACCUGAAGUUUUAGUUUGGACUGUAACCAGGCUCUGGAAAAGCAGUGAAAUAUUUGAUCUUUCAGCCUUUUCAUGUUUAAUUGGUCAAUUUGUGCUGGUUUCCAAGACAAGUCCAAUUAAAAUGUAUCUUUAUAACAACCAGAGAAUGUUUACUAUGAUGAAACCGCAUCUUGUAUUUGUUGUACAGAGAUAGGGAAACAGAGCUGAGAUUCACACUGUGUCAAAUUAUUACUCUGCUGCUCCUGUCUGGAUCUUUGUUCAUUUAAAUGCUUCACAAUUAUGACAAAGAAGCAUAAACUUUCAAACAAAUAGUAAAUUCACUCAUAAGAUUAAGAUCUGUGUCAGUGGGGAUUCUUAUGUAUUGUACAAAUUAAAAUCAAAUCAAAUCA